AUGGCGCCGCGGCCGCUGAGCCCCCUGGCGCUGGCGCUGGGCGGCGCGGCGGCCCUGCUGGGCUCGGCGCUCUUCCUGCUCUGGAGGGCCUACCGGGGGCGGCGCGGGGGCGGCGAGGCCUGGUGGGGCGCGGGGCGCGCCGGCCUCCCCGAGUGGGACGAGUGGGAGCCUGAGGAUGAGGAGGACGAGGAGGACGAGGAGGACGAGGAGCCGGCGCUGGAGGAGCUGGAGGAGCUGGAGGAGCUGGAGCAGCGCGAGGUGCUGGUGCUGGGGCUGGACGGCGCCGGGAAGAGCACGUUCCUGCGGGUGCUGUCCGGGAAGAGGCCGCUGCAAGGCCAUGUCCCCACUUGGGGCUUCAACUCCGUGCGGCUGCCCACCAGGAACUUCCAGGUGGACCUGCUAGAGAUCGGUGGCAGCCAGAACAUGCGCUUCUACUGGAGGGAGUUUGUGAACGAGGUGGACGUGCUGGUGUUCAUGGUGGACUCGGCGGACCGGCUGCGGCUGCCCUGGGCCCGGCAGGAGCUGCACAGGCUGCUGGACAGGGACCCCGACCUGCCUGUCGUCGUGGUGGCCAACAAGCAGGACCUGAGCGAGGCCAUGAGCCUGGUGGAGCUGCAGCAGGAGCUGGGUCUGCAGGCCGUCUACCGCCGGCGGGAGGUCUUCUUCCUGGGGACCAGCAUCGCCCCUGUGGGACCCCGAUCCGAAGGCCGCGGCACUGUGCACAUCUGGAAACUGCUCCUGGAGCUGCUCUCCUAG
This is a messenger RNA of Pipistrellus nathusii (Nathusius's pipistrelle), 756 nucleotides long. The record is from the annotation of a GenBank genome assembly. NCBI's taxonomy places the organism in Eukaryota, Metazoa, Chordata, Mammalia, Chiroptera, Vespertilionidae.